Messenger RNA from Aureobasidium namibiae CBS 147.97, 1902 nucleotides. RefSeq names its product P-loop containing nucleoside triphosphate hydrolase protein. Gene Ontology annotation, biological process: transmembrane transport. The transcript is spliced from 2 exons. NCBI's taxonomy places the organism in Eukaryota, Fungi, Ascomycota, Dothideomycetes, Dothideales, Saccotheciaceae. Gene Ontology annotation, molecular function: ABC-type transporter activity; ATP binding; ATP hydrolysis activity. Gene Ontology annotation, cellular component: membrane. The coding region runs from base 1 to 1902 and encodes 633 amino acids. The record is from RefSeq and is a predicted model, not a curated record.
AUGUUAUUCCUAUCACGAAAAUUGCCUGGCAUUGGCUCGCAGGACUUCGAUCCGCUCCUCGAGUCCGCACUUCCUCAGGCCCAAGACGAUGACCAUGCAAACAACCUAAGCGACGACGACAGUGACUCUGGCAACGAUGAUGUUCAAGAUGUCAAAGACGCGCGAGCCGCAAGACUGAACGAGACCAGAGGAUGGCUUGGGUAUCUUCGAGACUUUGCAAUCUUCAUCCCGUUCGUAUUCCCACGAAAGAACAUCAAAAUUCAACUAUGCCUUUUUGUCUGCAUCGUUGCAUUUAUUCUGCAACGAAUGUUACAAGCUGCGUUGCCGUAUACACUUGGCGUCAUUGCCGACAAGGUCACAUCUGGCGACGUACCGACUCGGGAGCUUCUCAUUCUACUUAUACUGGACAUUGCCAAUCACGAAUCUGGUCUGGUGCUCAUCCAAAAUCUGUCGAAGAUACCCAUCAAGCAAUUCUCAUACGGCGCACUCACCAAUGCAGCCUUCAAUCACGUCAUGGCUCAGGCAUUUGACUUUCACUCUACACAUGAUUCUGCAGAGGUCAUGAAGACUAUCGAACAGGGCGAGUCAUUGGGUUUUGUGCUGGAUACUGUGGUUUUUGAGAUCGCUCCUACACUCAUAGAUGUCAUUGUCGCCGGCACAAUCUUCGCAACAAAGUUCACUCCCACAGUCGCAAUCGUUUUCUUCGUUGCCUGCGUGGUUUACCUGACUGCCCAAGCUUUCUCCACCAAACUCAUGACUGGGAAUCGCAGAGAUAUGACCAGAGCAGAGAGAAUCCAGAUCAGGAAAACACAUCAAGCAAUUGAGGGAUGGCAAACUGUGGCCUUCUUCAACCAAUUUCGACGAGAAGCCCGCAAUCUAGCUGCUGCAGUGACCACUCACACAGCAGCCAGAUCCUGGUUUGACAAGAAAAAAGCACUUCUGGAUGCUGCGGUGGAGCUUCUGAUAUCUGCGACUUUCUUUGCACUGGCAUUUAUCAUUGUGCAUGAUAUUGCUUCUGGACAAGCUUCGCCUGGAGAUUUUGUGUUUUUCCUGAGCUAUUGGGAUGCCAUCAUUUACCCCUUGACGUAUUUGACGAACCAUAUUCAUUGGUUGUCGAAUGACUUUAUCGAUGCGGAAAGAUUACUCAUGCUGUUCAAGACGACGCCCUCGAUUAUUGAUGCAGAGGAUGCAUAUACGCUUGCUGUUCGUGACGGCAGUGUGGAGUUUGAAGAUGUGUCUUUUGAUUAUGAGAAAGGUCACUAUGCGCUCCGCGAUAUUUCUUUUACUGCAUUGCCAGGUCAGACGGUUGCGUUCGUUGGAGAGACUGGAGCUGGCAAGUCCUCUGUCUUGAAGCUCCUCAUGCGAGUACACGACAUCGAAUCUGGCAAGAUCACGAUAUCUGGCCAGAGCAUACAACAUGUGGCCCUCGGCUCCUUGCGCGAUGCUAUCUGUGUGGUUCCACAGACCACCUUGUUCUUCAAUAGCUCGAUCAUGGAUAACGUUCGCUAUGCGCGAAGCUCAGCGACCGACGCAGAGUAUCCCAACGGCUACAGCACACGGGUUGGAGAACGCGGUGUCAAGUUGUCCGGUGGAGAAGCACAAAGACUUGCCAUUGCAAGAGCACUUUUGAGAAAUGCUCCGAUUGUUCUGCUGGAUGAGGCUACCAGUGCUGUGGAUACAGUGACGGAAGGUAAAAUCAGGGGUGCUCUCAAACAGCUCGGCAAGGGAAGAACUAUGAUUGUAGUCGCUCAUCGCUUGAGCACCAUCGUUGAUGCCGAUCAGAUUUUUGUGAUGCACAAGGGUAGGAUUGUCGAGAGGGGACGGCAUCAAGAACUUUGUGAGGGUAGAGGAAGAUAUUGGGAUCUGUGGAAACACUCGCAGGGUACAGAUGUCAUCUUGUAG